Vitis riparia (riverbank grape) is the source of this 1959-nucleotide messenger RNA. RefSeq lists its product as uncharacterized. The transcript has 2 exons. NCBI's taxonomy places the organism in Eukaryota, Viridiplantae, Streptophyta, Magnoliopsida, Vitales, Vitaceae. The coding region runs from base 1216 to 1761 and encodes 181 amino acids. The record is from RefSeq and is a predicted model, not a curated record.
GGCCAGCCUGGCGAUGAAAAUUGAGGUGCCUAAUUUCCUGACCUCUUUAGGAUCAGUGGCACAAGAUCCCAGGUGCUUCUAUGCAAGAUUUAGACAACGAAUCCUAUCAUUCUAUGCAAUUUGCAGCUAAUCUCCUAUAUUUCAAUGUGUAUGUCAAGCACUGAAGCCAUCAUUCUGUUGAUGCUGCUCUUAGGCCCAUGAAAAAUGGCUAAUGAAAAUUGAUGUGAUUAUGGUAGAAAAAUAGGUUGUGAUUGGCAUGGCCACUUCACAUACAGUUGGAUUGCACUUCAAUUCAGGAAGGGGGUCCAUGCAGAACAGAGCAAAAGGAGAAAAAGGUGCAGACCCUAGUCAUGUACUUUGACAAUUGGAUUAUACCUCCCAAGAAAUUGACUCCUAAUUUAAACUAUACCCAUUCAAAUUAUGCCCCCAUAUGUUGUUGUUGUGGCCCCAUUACAUCCCAAGUCCACCGCUUCACAUUGUUAAUCAUCAUUACAUACUAUUCCUAAUUAUUUGUCCCUACCCAAAAAGUAACUUCAUUUUAUUAUCAUACUUUUGGGGCUUAGCGCCCUAACCUCAAUUUGAAAUCAAGCUAUGAACAGAGUGCAUUUUGGCCUAUUAUUUUGAAUUGCAGCCAAUCCGGGAGAUGAGAGUGCCGGAUUCUAUGGCUUUUGACUUGAGCCACCAAAGGGCAUUAUUGCAUUUGUAAGAAAUCAGGAGUAAAGAAUGUAAGUAUGCAUGUAUGAUGGGCUAAGUGCCAGUGUCCCACCCACCGUAAGGCCUUCUGUCUUCCAAAAAGGCCUAACUUUAUAAUGUUGUUUGUUGAUAAUCACAUUAUCACAUGAAGUGUCGAAGCUUGUUCAUCCACAUUUCACUAAAAGGAUUAUGCGCGGUCUGCCACCUUUUCAACCAUUCUAAUAAUAAUAAUAAUUACAAUGCGGUGGGGGAGAUAAAACGGCGUCGUUUUUGGGUCCUGAAACGACAUCGUUUUGGAGUUACCCACCAUCAGGGAGGCUGUAGCAACAUGGAUUUGUCCAUUUCAGAGAUGUUGUUACUGUAACUGUCAAGAAUAUACGCCUCAGAACCCCAAGAACCCCACAUUCUCUAUAUUCAAUCCUCCAUCACCAGCUUUCCUUUCUUUGUUUCAAAUCUCAGCUGGCUACGCCCCGUCUCUCUGUAAAUAGCUUUUCCAAGAGGGAUAGAGAUAGAGAAGAGGAAAUGGAGGGAGCAGAAAGGCAGGGAAGGUGGAAGAAUCUGAAGCAACGGCUGAGAUUUAAGGGCAUUGGGUGUUGUGGGAGUUCGUGGAGUUACAAUGCCUCCAGCAUGAGCAUUUUAGAAGAAAUCCACCAUGAAGAAGAAGAAGAAUUGAUCAUCGGCGUGCGUCCGAUUCCGGCCACCAACCGCCGAAGUUCAGCUUACGUGAGUCAGAUUCCGGCAGCGUCGGGAAUGAACUUAGCGUCGGCGUUAGCUGCGGAGCGUAACUCGCGGACUGUGGGUCCCACCACAGCCGCUGCGACUGCAGUGCCUCUGAAGACGUUGAUGAGACUGAUUGAAGAAACGGACGGUGUAGAUUUGAUGAAGAAUAGAGACAAAGAGGGAGGAGGCGAUGGUGUGUGCUGCGUGUGCAUGGAGAGGAAUAAAGGCGCGGCUUUUAUCCCAUGUGGGCACACCUUCUGCAGGGUUUGUUCCAGGGAGUUGUGGCUUAAUCGAGGGUGCUGUCCUAUUUGCAACCGUUCGAUUCUCGAGAUUCUUGAUAUCUUUUAGAUCAUUUUGUGUUGGAUUCAUGAAACAUUCUUUGAUCGGAAAGGCGUAAAAAACGGCCGAGAUGGGCCGGGAGGAAGAAGGUGAGCCGUCCGAUUUAUUUGAAUAUGGAACCGAAGAGGAACAUUGCUGUAUUACAUGAGUUUUGGGUCAAAAUGGCCCUUUGCUAUAAAAAAAUAUUGCAUGUAACCUUUUUUCUAA